Messenger RNA from Symphalangus syndactylus (siamang), 677 nucleotides. Its product is annotated as RNA polymerase II subunit A C-terminal domain phosphatase SSU72 like protein 2. Gene Ontology annotation, cellular component: nucleus. Gene Ontology annotation, biological process: mRNA processing. Gene Ontology annotation, molecular function: phosphoprotein phosphatase activity. The record is from RefSeq and is a predicted model, not a curated record. Lineage: Eukaryota; Metazoa; Chordata; Mammalia; Primates; Hylobatidae.
CAUCAUGCUCUCCUCCCCACUCAGGGUGGCUGUGGUGUGCGUGAGCAACGUCAACAGGAGCAUGGAGGCCCACAGCAUCCUCAGCAGAAAAGGGCUAAGUGUCCGGUCUUUUGGAACUGAAUCUCAUGUGAGGCUACCGGGACCAAGACCCAAUCGUCCUGUAGUUUAUGAUUUUGCAACAACAUAUAAGGAGAUGUACAAUGACCUCCUCAGGAAAGAUAGAGAAUGCUACACCCACAACGGAAUCUUACACAUCUUGGGAAGAAAUGAGAGAAUCAAGCCCGGUCCAGAAAGAUUUCAGGAGUGCACGGAUUUCUUUGAUGUCAUCUUCACCUGUGAGGAGAGUGUCUAUGACACAGUGGUGGAAGAUCUGUGUUCCAGAGAACAGCAGACCUUUCAGCCUGUGCACGUGAUCAACAUGGACAUCGAAGAUACCCUGGAAGAUGCCACCCUGGGAGCUUUCCUCAUCUGUGAGAUUUGCCAGUGCCUGCAGCAGUCAGACGACAUGGAAGACAAUCUGGAGGAGCUGCUGUUGCAAAUGGAGGAGAAGGCAGGAAAAAGCUUUCUUCACACCGUCUGCUUCUACUGAAGAUCUGGGCUGGCUUUGUCCCCUUCCUCAGUAAGAACUUAGGCAUGGGACUUUAGUCCAGAUUUAUCGUGAGAAGCAUCUGCAAAGA